UGCUCUCCGUGUGUUCCAUUGGCCAACGCUAGGAGCUGUCCGUGGUGCUGAACGCACGGCGGCGGCGCUGCCUGAGGAGGAGGCUCCGAGCACAGAGCGGAGAGGAGCGAGAGGAGCAGCUCUCCAGUCUCCAGCCUUCACUCAGUGCACUCAGUGCAGUCUGUGCUCUGUAGUCGUUGUGGCGGACCGAAAACUAAGAGCCCGUCGUCUCUGUCAGAGAGUACAUUGAGACAGCAGAGCCCGGUCUGAAGUCACGAGAGAGGAGCGCUCAGUGCGUGCAGUGUGUGUGUUUGACGGAGACGGAGCUCAGUGUUUCAGAGGAAAAGUGUUGAUCCCAAGGACGUUCACUGCGAGAAGCUUGAGAAGCGCCAAACGGGGACAGACCGCGAUGGACGGGAUCACACAUUAUUUUGUUCUCCUGCUUGUUGUGGCGGUGCUGACGGAGCCGAGCGCUGAAGCCUCUGCCUCUGAGGAUGGUCUUUCUAUCACCCCAGGGGGCCCUCCAGAGAGUGGAGCCAGCCUGUACUCCACCACCCAGGAUACGGGCAGAAGGCUCCCCGUGGUCACCACCGCCUCACCUGUCAAUGUACCGAACCACCACCCCCUCUACAGCAAUCCCCCCCAACACCGGCCCCUGUUCGGCCCACACAGUCAGCCAAACUACUUUGAAGACAGUGGGGGAUCCAGCCCACACCCCAGCUCUCAGCCCACCUUCUCCACUUCACCAAACGGGACUCCACUGGGUAACGGUGAUAAAAGGGCUUCAGAUGAGAGCACUGAAAGCUCCAAUAUGCAAACAACCCUUGUAAUGCACACAUUAGCUGCCACUUCUCACCCUGACACCCCCGGUCCAGUCAGCAGUGCAGUGUUAAAGGAUCUGGAGCAUGCUGCCAUCAUUCCCUCUGCUGUUCCUGCUGCAAGAGAGGAAGAUGAAGGGAGGCCAGAUCAGCUUGGACCAAAGCAGGAUGUGAGACCCGCAGGUGAUGAAGAGGAGACAACCACCACCACCAUCACCACCACCACCAUCAUCACUACCAUGCAGAGUCCAAUUCCCUGCCAGCUGAACAUGACUGGGCCAGAAGGAUACAUAGAGGCUCCACCACAGUCCAGCUCUGCUUUUCACUCCACUAUGGACUGCAGCUACAUCAUCACUGUCUAUAUGGGCUAUGGAGUGGAGGUCCAGGUGAUGAAUGUGAAUCUAUCUGAGGGGGACAAGGUGGUGUUUGAAGACGUGGGCCAUGGGGAGAACACCAUGCUGGCCAAUGAGUCCAUCCUGAUGAGAGGUCUGGUAGUACGGAGCCACAGCAAUCAGAUCUCCAUCCGCUUCCACAACCAGAGGUCUCAGGUUGGAUCAGUCCUGCUCAGAUACCAAGCUUUCGUAUUGAGCUGUGUCUUCCCCAAGCGGCCUCUCUAUGGUGAUGUAUCGGUGAGCAGUCUCCACUCCGGGGGGGAGGCUUUCUUCUACUGUCUGACUGGCUACCAGCUGGAAGGCCCCAGUGUGCUGACCUGCCGCAAUGCUAGCACCCCCUACUGGAGUGGCAAGGAACCAUACUGCCUAGCUGCCUGUGGCGGUUUGAUUAGUAAUGUGACAGUCGGCCGGAUCGUCUCUCCUGGAUUUCCCAGCAACUACAGCAACAACCUGACCUGCCACUGGCUGCUCGAGGCCCCUGAGGGCCAGAGACUGCACAUCCACUUUGAGAAGGUGGCACUGGCUGAGGAUGAUGAUCGGCUGCUGAUCAAGAAUGGUAACAGCAUAGAUGGAGCUUCCCUGUAUGACUCAUAUGAGGUGGAGUAUCUACCCAAUGAAGGUCUGCUCAGCAAGUCCAGGCAUCUCUUCAUUGAGCUGACUACAGAUGCUACAGGCACAUCCACUGGCAUUGCCAUCAGGUACCAAGCAUUUGCAGCAGGCCACUGCUAUGAACCCUUCGUGAAGUAUGGUAACCUGACCAGUAGUGACAAUACUUGGGCAGUGGGAGCUGUGGUGGAGUUCGCCUGUGACCCCGGGUAUACUCUGGAACAGGGAUCUGUCACCAUUGAAUGCAUGGGACCAAACAAUCCCCAGUGGAAUGAGACCGAGCCCGCCUGCAGAGCUGUGUGUAGUGGUGAGAUCACAGAUUCUGCUGGAGUGGUGCUGUCUCCUAACUGGCCUGAAGCCUACGAUAAAGGUCAGGACUGCAUCUGGGGGAUCCACGUCGAGGAGGACAAGAGAAUCAUGCUGGAUAUUCAAGUGUUGAAUAUCGGGAAGAAUGACCUGCUAACCUUCUAUGAUGGAGAUGACCUUACAGCUAAAGUCCUGGGUCAGUAUGGAGGAUCAAAGAAACGAUUUAAACUCUACACCUCCACUGCAGACGUCACCAUCCAGUUCCAGUCUGACCCGGCCACCAACGUCUACGGCUACGGCAACGGCUUCAUAGUCCACUUCUUUGAAGUAGCUCGUAAUGACACCUGCCCUGAGCUUCCAGAGAUCUCUAAUGGCUGGAAGACUACAUCUCACCAUGAGCUGGUUCAGGGCACUGUAGUGACCUACCAGUGUUACCCAGGUUAUCAGGUGGUUGGCGCCGAGCUGCUCAUGUGCCAAUGGGACUUUACCUGGAGCGGUGACCUACCGAGCUGUGAGAGAGUGGUGUCUUGCGCAGACCCUGGAAAGGUGGAGCACAGCAGGCGGGUGCUGUCAGGUCCACAUUUCACCGUGGGUUCAACAAUCCAGUACAUCUGCAGCAAGGGCUUCAGUCUGUCUGGAAACAGCCUGCUAACCUGCUUCAACCGAGGAUCCUCAGGGCCCAAGUGGAACCAGAAGCUGCCUAGAUGCCUGCCUGAGACGUUUGAGCCCUGCAGUCAUCCUGGAACUCCCACCUACGGGAUCCCCAGCUCCCACAAACUUCACUUCCAGGCUGGAGAGACCCUCCACUACUCCUGCAUGGCAGGCCACCAGCUGCUGGGUGAGCCUGUUCUCCACUGCGUCCCUGGACACCCAUCCCAGUGGAGUGGGCUGCCACCUGUCUGUAAAGCUCACCCAGCAGAGUAUGAUGAGCACAGAUUAGAUGUAUCUACUGCAGACCUGAGAAUGGAGGGGGCACAAGUAGCAUUUGCUGUUUUCAUCCCUGUCAUCCUCCUCCUCACCCUUAUCAUUGGGACCUACCUCUAUUUUUCAAAGGUUCAGAGGAAGCCACUACAACUCUCCCUUUCCACUAACUUACCAUAUGAAAACAUCACUGGAGAGUCUACGUUUGACAACUCCGUUUGUGAGACAACGAACAAUGAGGAAACAAGAGAAUACGAGGUUUCAAUCUGAAGUCCUGGAGCCAGUUUGUGUGUUUCAGUAUGGACAGAUAAGAAGCCUGCUGGCCUUUUCAAGGUCCGUCACACUCACACUUUUGGUGACUCCCUUGACGCCUCCACCCUGUUCUCUGUACACUGAAUAUGAGCCUCCCUUUAUUUACCCAACAGAGGACACCACAACAACCCUGGAAAGGCUGAGCCACCGGAUUAUUUUUCUAGCUCUUCAACAGUAACGGUCCAGCAGCAGCAGUUUGUACAGUUUUUAAUCCUGUGCUUGCAUCCUGAGGACUUUCAGUGCAGGGUCCCAUCUCAGAAACCCGAGGGAGUCAAUGCGAAGCUAGUGCCAUUAAGUACAUAUAACCACAGAUGUUAUGUUGUUUUAUGUACAUUAUACACUAUAUGUCUCCCGCCACCAUUUAAAGAACAAUACUUACGGAUUCAUGGGAUAUCUAUUAAGAGUAAAAUCAAUUGAAUGUCACCGAAAAACAUUUGCUUUUAUUAGAGAAUGCCCAAAAAUAUCUUUGAAUUGACACAACCUUCUGAGAUAAUGAAUCAGAAUAUUGAAGGAAUAUUUGUCUUUCUGAGAGUGAGAUAAAGAGAAAAACUCACACCUCUGAAGCUAACUAAAAACAAGUUGUAUUUUGUUCAUAGUCAAGCAGAAAAAUAUAAAAGUAACUAUUUGUGGUUUUAGUGAAGUAACUGUUUCUGGACAAACAAUGGAAAAGAAAAAGGUAACACAGAGGUGGAACAGGAAGUGUAGCCUUUAACAGGUGUGAAGCAUGUCAGUGAAGAUGAAGAUCAUGAUUCAGGGAUUCCUGCUGUCUUCAUUUGCUUUUAAGAUUUAAGAAUCAAGAAGAACAGAGAUGAAGCAUUGCUUGGUGCAAAACAUCAUCGUGGGGUUGUUCAUUUACACAUUUUCAUAUUCAUAUUUUACAUUCUCUCACUAGCUUGUUAGCAAUGACAGACUCGCUGCAACAAGACAGGACAAAACAGAUGUUGCAUGAUUUUAUUUGAUUUGAUUGCUUUAAUGGGUCUUCACUUUCAAAAGUCUUGGUUUUGUUUAAACCAUGGACAGAGCCAGGCUAGCUGAUUCCCCUCGCUUACACUGUUCAUGCUAAGCUAGGCUAACCACUUUCUGUCUCCAGCUAUACACACAACAAUCAUCACGUCAGUUUCCCAGUUUUAUUUUCAGAAAGACAGCAAAAAUAGUUUCCAGAAUGUUGAACCAUUUAUUUAAAAAGUAGUGUAUCAUUAUAAAACAUAUCAAUAUAUAUUUCCCUAUCAACAACAUCCAACGUUAAAGUUUUCAUUUACAUUUUAAAAUAACAACGCUGGUUUCAUAUGUUUCAAUGUAACAUGCAGAAUUAAAAGACAUUCUGAUUUCUACCUGGUUUAUCAGCACUACAAACAGAGCUGAAACAUUUUUAGUGACACCCCAUGCAUUAUUCUUUUUUCUGA
Messenger RNA from Larimichthys crocea (large yellow croaker), 4737 nucleotides. It is a transcript of the gene sez6b, whose product is annotated as seizure related 6 homolog b. Bases 389 to 3292 code for a protein of 967 amino acids. The record is from RefSeq and is a predicted model, not a curated record. The transcript is spliced from 18 exons. Gene Ontology annotation, biological process: regulation of dendrite development; synapse maturation; regulation of protein kinase C signaling. Gene Ontology annotation, cellular component: endoplasmic reticulum; dendritic spine; neuronal cell body. Lineage: Eukaryota; Metazoa; Chordata; Actinopteri; Sciaenidae.